This is a messenger RNA of Daphnia carinata, 3593 nucleotides long. RefSeq lists its product as uncharacterized. The record is from RefSeq and is a predicted model, not a curated record. The transcript has 3 exons. Lineage: Eukaryota; Metazoa; Arthropoda; Branchiopoda; Diplostraca; Daphniidae. The coding region runs from base 392 to 2167 and encodes 591 amino acids.
CAGUCACGCCUGCUUUUCGUAUCCUCUUCCCUUCUCACACCAACGGCCUGCCCGCGCAUUGUUCAAACAUUGUUUUUAUCGUCCUGCAAAAAAAAAAAAAAUUAUAAAUUUCCAGAUAGUUUUAUUCAUCAAAAGACCCUGGUUAAGUGCUGUGGACAUUGGAAAGAAAACCAAAAGUGAAACGAUAACGACAUUCCAACCUCUUGUUCAUUUCGUUUUUGUAUUUUGUGUGUUUUUUUUUGUUUGUUUUUUUUUUUUGUUUUUUCUUGUUUCGAUCAAAACACAAAUUGAAAAUUGGAGUUCAUUAGUGACAUGGUGUUUGUUUGGACUUGACGCAUCGCCGAUAGAUUUAGAUACAUCCCAUCCGGUCUGAAAGCAUCCAACAACAACGAUGGCCGAAGGACAAAUCUUUCGCAUGUGCCACUGGGCGAGAUGGCCGCUGCUGGCCGGCGGCAAUCAAUUGCGACCACUUCAGCGUUCCGUUUACCUUCUUGUCGUUUGGACCUGUCUCUGUUAUGGCCUUUUCCAAAUCUCCAGCCGCGGGUCGGCAGAUCCCACGUCGAGCGGCGCCGGCGCCGGAUAUGCCGGAGCCGGACCUGUCAAUUCCCGCCUCCUUCUGCAGAAGGUCACAGAGACGCCGUUGACCUCGACGGCCGCCUCCAGCGGCGUGGCCGUCGGCACGGCCACUCAACCCGCCACCAGCACCGACCCGGCCGGUGUCAAAAUCGAUCGGACGAAGCCGGCCGACGACGAGUCCAUGGCGCCCUUCAUCCAGCAACGUGUUCCCAACGUGCCUUUCGAGUUCUGGCUGCGGGAAAAGGCAAAAAUCUAUGGCAAAAACCACACUUGUGCCUUCUAUCCCAGCGUCUUUGAUAUCAAAUUCAACAACAAUUAUUGGCAAAUGUUCCGGUCAUCAAACGGUACCUUCUACUUGUACGGAGCUUAUCACGACAACCGGGCGGCCGUCCAGAAACCGACCAUUCGCAUUCUCGGAAUGAUCGACCGGAUAGAGCCGACAGUCAAAACGCAUUGUCUCCUAUGGUACGACGCGGCCAAGGAUCCCAUCGUCAUGCCCGUCGUCGAGUACAAGUAUGUCUGGAAUCAGAAAUGGGGGAACUACAAACAAGGACUUCUCCAGCCCUACCUGAUGGCCUGCCAUCUGCCGACGGCGGCCGUCCUGGCCAACAAGGGACUGCCGAUCGAUCGGGUGCCCAUCUCCGUCUCGCUGACGGAGAAAGGCUGCGAGCCGCCCACCAACAAUUUGCGGGUCAACAACAACGUGCCGGCCAAGAAGGGCCGCUUCGCCGUUUGCGUCAAAGGUCUCGACUUUUUGCGCGAAGACUUGAGCGUCCGUCUCGUUGAAUGGAUCGAGCUGUUGGGCUUGCUCGGAGCGGACAAAAUCUUCCUCUACGAACUUGAAGUUCAUCCCAACAUCUCCAAAGUACUGCGAUACUACCAGGAAACGGGCAAAGUGGAACUGACGCCCAUCACGUUGCCUGGCGAGCAGCCCAACAUCCCGGGAUUGCGUCACAUGUAUCUCAAGUCGAAGAUCACGAGCAAACGCCAAAACGAGGUGAUACCGUACAACGAUUGCUUGUACCGCAACCUCUACAGCUAUGACUACAUCGCUCUAAUGGAUACGGACGAGGUCAUUUUGCCCAAGAACGUGCAGACUUGGAACGAACUGAUCGACAUUAUAGUGCCGAAAUCGCUAACCGUUGCCAACUACACCCGAGCUUCUUACAAUUUCCGCAAUGUUUACUUUUGGGACGACGCGGAGCACUCGCACCGAUGGGAGGCCAACAUCCCGCGCCACAUGCACAUGCUCCAACACGUCUACCGUAGUUACAAUUACACGAAACCCAACCAGUACGUCAAGUGCUUCCACAACGUUCAGAAAAUCCUGACGCUGCACAAUCACUUCCCACUGGCCUGUUUGGGUGGUGGUUGUACUUCGUACCCGGUCGAGCCAGAAACGGCUCACCUGCAACACUACCGUGCCGAUUGCGUCAGCACGCUGAAGAAGAGCUGCGACACCGAGUACAAGCAGCAUCUGGUCAAAGAUACUAUCAUAUGGCGAUACAAGGAAGAUCUGAUUCCUCGAGUCACUCAAGUGCUCAAGUCUCUCGAUUUCUUCGAACACAAGGACGAAGCGAAUCAACUGUAGAGCCAUAGAGUUUAAAAAAACAAAACUGGUUGUUUGUUUUGGUUUCAUCGUUCAAGGACCAGACACACCCAUCACAUUUUAUUUUUUAUUAUUUUUUUUUUUUUUUUUUAAUAACAUUAAAAGGGAAAAAAAAAAAAAUGAGAGUUUUGUUUGGUCGGUUUGUGUAAACAAUGUAUUGUAAGUCAUACGCUCAAGACGCAACAAACUUUUGAUUUUCGAAUGGCAGAUAAAGAGAGAGAGAGAGGAUGAAAGGAGGGGGGCUUAUGCAUAAUUUAUGCAUAGUCAGUCAAAAAAAAAAAAUAAAUUUAGUUUUAGGGAAAGCUCAAUGUUUCUUCGGCGCCGUCGCUUCACUCGCGACAUCACGUCUCAGCAUGACCAGUCGACUGAAUCCUAUUGUAUAAAUCAACAUUUGUCAAACAAUAGGAUAAUAUAUAGAUAAAUGUCGAGACAUUUCACAUUUUUUUUUUUUUAAUGAGGGAGGUUGAAGAGAGAAGAAAUGAAAACAAAAAAAAAAAACAUGGCCGACGCUGAAAUCGGCCGCGAUCUACGUCCACGUCAGUCGUUUAAUUUUUUUAAUUGAAACGAGCUAUUUACGCACAGUGCACAAUUUUGUUUGUUAAACUCAUCAUUUUUUUUUUCUUGUAUGUGUGUUUUUCUUUUCUUUUAAUUGUUAUACUCAGUAAUGAAUCUGUUUUUUUGUUUUUUUUUUUAAAUUUCAUUCGGCAUGAGUGGCAUCUAUGGAUUCGAAAGAAAAAUAGAUGGAAAGCUUGUGCAUAACAUUGUGCUUGUGGGUUUUUUUGAGCACCACGUUCGGAGAUGACGCACAACUCUCCGGUAAAGACAAUGUGCGAUGUGAUGAUUUAUCUUGCGAAUAAGCAAAAAAAAAAAAAAAAAAAAAUUAGCUUUCUGUUUUUUUUUCCCAUUUUUCAUUUUUUCCCAAAGGAAAGACAAGAACUGUAAUCUCGAAUAAAUCCAUUUGACAUGGCCGCGUCCAUUGCCAAACCAUCAUUUCAAUUCGUAUGCAAAAGUGCUUGUGUUAUUUCACCCCGUUUUUUUUUUUCUAUUUCAUCAUUUUUUUGUUUUGUUUUGUGUAAAACACUCGUGAGACACAUUUCUGUGAAAUGCACACGCCACACCCCCCCCCCCCCAAAAAAAAAAUCGCAGUUCGCUUUUUGUUCACUGUUUUUUGCUGUAAAUGGUGUACGAUUCAUUAUAUAAUUUUGUUUUUCUUCCUUCAAAACCUUUUUUUUUUAACGUAUAUCCUUAAAGCCUUAGCCACCAUCCGUAAUUUGUCGGCAAAAUCAAUUUAUUUUUCUUUCAAAUACGUGUCAAUACCGUCCUAUAUGAGAUACGCAGCCUGUUGCGUAUCAUUGUGCUAGUGUUUUUUUUCUGUGAAUUAAAAAAGAUUACAAAAUAAGAAAACGUU